Messenger RNA from Mycena citricolor, 1561 nucleotides. Lineage: Eukaryota; Fungi; Basidiomycota; Agaricomycetes; Agaricales; Mycenaceae. The record is from the annotation of a GenBank genome assembly.
UCGGCACUCAUUUCAUCUAAUUCAACAUGCAUGGGCUUCUUCGACGUUGGCCCGAUUGUCAGCUGCUCACGACAUAUAGUCAGAGAGUCGAGCAAGUGUAAUGGGGUGACCUGCCUUGUAGCAGUCACCCGUCUCAACAUGCAAUUCACCGUGCACGAUGCACUGAGCGAGCUUGUCGGCAAAGAUUUCCAGAAGCGUUUCACUUGAUGUAUUCCCAACAAUCGCCUCGACAUCAGGCGCGUUCCAGCUGCCAUGCCACCAGCGACCGUCCUCAGAAAGACCGAGAUGAAUGUGCCAUUUGUCCUCAGAGAUGUCGGAGAGUAAGACAAACUUGUCCAAGCCCUGAUAUAUCACCUGUAUGAGUUCAUCGAGGGCGCCGAAACUAGAAAAAACAUCGCUGGUCAUUGUGGGGCAGUGUGAAAGUAGCUCGGCGGCGGGUGGCGGUGCCCGCGAGUGGUGUGCCGACGAUCCCUAGGUGUCAGCCGCAUCACUCAGUGGCUGCCGAUCACGUUGUCUCGACUGGUACCACUCAAGUACCGCGGCACCAUGUCCACAUCCUGCCAAGCGCUUGGCGGAUCGGCCGUCCGCCUUGGACAGGUGCAGCUCAAGUACACCCGCACUCUGCAUGAGAUAUUAUCCUUGUCAGGUAAUAUGAAUGUCAGUCGAACGACGCUUAUGUAAUUCCUGCUUGAUCUCCGGUACAAAACGGUGGUACGACUUUGAGUGUUCUUCAAACUCCUACAGUGGACACGUCCAUUUGCCUCUCCUCGACGCGUCAAAAGCGUGCUCAACGACCAUGCCCUCCUCCAAAAAAGCCAAGACGCGCUCUGAAUCUCAAUCUGUCGUCGAUUUCUCCAAUAAAUGGGUUCUCAGCGCAGUGGUCUUUUCUGUACUAGUCGUGCUCGGCGGGUUCCUAGACCAGAUCAAGAGUCGCUGGUAUGUUUUCGACCCCACGGCCAUGCACCAACUCGCGCAAGCGGCAAUUGCCGCAAGCCCCGACGAUACUGCUGGGAUGAUCCGACACAUCGUGGCGAACUUGACUGCGACGUAUCCCUCGAAGCAGAUUAAGCUGAACACAGACUCCAGCGAGUGGGUCUUCAACAACGCCGGCGGCGCGAUGGGCGCCAUGUACAUCAUCCACGCCAGUAUCACGGAAUACCUGAUCAUUUUCGGGACGCCGUUGGGGACGGAGGGACAUACGGGCCUGCACACUGCUGAUGAUUACUUUAACAUCCUGGUGGGUGAGCAGUGGGCGUUCGCACCGGGUGCUCUGGAGAUGGAGAGGUAUCCUCCGGGCUCAGUCCACUACUUGCCCCGGGGAACAGCAAAGCAAUACAAAAUGCACGAGGGCUGCUUCGCGCUCGAGUAUGCCAGAGGUGGGAGGUUCAUACUCAAACGACUGACGCAAGCUGAACGACGUGAUUCAGGCUGGAUCCCGCUCAUGCUGCCAUUCGGAUUGGCGGAUACCUUCUUCUCGACUUUAGAUAUCAUCACGCUGUACCACACAGUGCGAGUGACGGGGAGAGAGAUGCUUAGAAAUCUACUUAUUGCUAAGAUAUGA